Molecule: messenger RNA, 3429 nt
Organism: Ostrea edulis (European flat oyster)
Lineage: Eukaryota; Metazoa; Mollusca; Bivalvia; Ostreida; Ostreidae
Exons: 28
Coding region: 1-3429 (1142 amino acids)
Biological process (GO): tachykinin receptor signaling pathway
Cellular component (GO): plasma membrane
Source: RefSeq, a predicted model, not a curated record
AUGACUGUGGAACUGUGUAGAACGUUUUGUGAAGAGCGGAAUGAUAAAUAUUAUGGAUUACAGCAAGGGAGGUCGUGCUAUUGUGGAGAUCGUACACCCGAAAAUAGAGAGCUAGAUGGGAGUUGUUCUUAUAAAUGCGGAGGAAACCAAGAUCAGUAUUGUGGUGGACAGCAUACGCAAAGCUUCUAUGUAAACCGCAACUACAGUAAUGGAUAUCUUGGGUGCUUCAAUGACGAGGCUGAUUCAAUGUUCAAUGUGAAAAACACUUCAUCGACAUCCAUGACUGUGGAAAAAUGUAAAGAAUUUUGUCAGAAGGAAGAUGUCCCAUUCUAUGGACUACUAGCAGGCAUUGAAUGUGUCUGUAGAAAUUCACCGCUGCCGAGCGUCAAUAAGUCAGACGAAGACUGUCGAAUCAAAUGUAGUGGGUACGAGAAGGAUUUUUGUGGAGGAGACGGGAUGAUUGGUUUUCAUAAGAAUUCUUAUUAUGAAAAGGGUUACCUAGGUUGUUUCCGAUCACGGUUCAACGGUAAAUCCUUACACGGCAAUGCAAUGACUGUGGAACUGUGUAGAACGUUUUGUGAAGAGCGGAAUGAUAAAUAUUAUGGAUUACAGCAAGGGAGGUGGUGCUAUUGUGGAGAUCGUACACCCGAAAAUAGAGAGCUAGAUGGGAGUUGUUCUUAUAAAUGCGGAGGAAACCAAGAUCAGUAUUGUGGUGGACAGCAUACGCAAAGCUUCUAUGUAAACCGCAACUACAGUAAUGGAUAUCUUGGGUGCUUCAAUGACGAGGCUGAUUCAAUGUUCAAUGUGAAAAACACUUCAUCGACAUCCAUGACUGUGGAAAAAUGUAAAGAAUUUUGUCAGAAGGAAGAUGUCCCAUUCUAUGGACUACUAGCAGGCAUUGAAUGUGUCUGUAGAAAUUCACCGCUGCCGAGCGUCAAUAAGUCAGACGAAGACUGUCGAAUCAAAUGUAGUGGGUACGAGAAGGAUUUUUGUGGAGGAGACGGGAUGAUUGGUUUUCAUAAGAAUUCUUAUUAUGAAAAGGGUUACCUAGGUUGUUUCCGAUCACGGUUCAACGGUAAAUCCUUACACGGCAAUGCAAUGACUGUGGAACUGUGUAGAACGUUUUGUGAAGAGCGGAAUGAUAAAUAUUAUGGAUUACAGCAAGGGAGGUGGUGCUAUUGUGGAGAUCGUACACCCGAAAAUAGAGAGCUAGAUGGGAGUUGUUCUUAUAAAUGCGGAGGAAACCAAGAUCAGUAUUGUGGUGGACAGCAUACGCAAAGCUUCUAUGUAAACCGCAACUACAGUAAUGGAUAUCUUGGGUGCUUCAAUGACGAGGCUGAUUCAAUGUUCAAUGUGAAAAACACUUCAUCGACAUCCAUGACUGUGGAAAUAUGUAAAGAAUUUUGUCAGAAGGAAGAUGUCCCAUUCUAUGGACUACUAGCAGGCAUUGAAUGUGUCUGUAGAAAUUCACCGCUGCCGAGCGUCAAUAAGUCAGACGAAGACUGUCGAAUCAAAUGUAGUGGGUACGAGAAGGAUUUUUGUGGAGGAGACGGGAUGAUUGGUUUUCAUAAGAAUUCUUAUUAUGAAAAGGGUUACCUAGGUUGUUUCCGAUCACGGUUCAACGGUAAAUCCUUACACGGCAAUGCAAUGACUGUGGAACUGUGUAGAACGUUUUGUGAAGAGCGGAAUGAUAAAUAUUAUGGAUUACAGCAAGGGAGGUGGUGCUAUUGUGGAGAUCGUACACCCGAAAAUAGAGAGCUAGAUGGGAGUUGUUCUUAUAAAUGCGGAGGAAACCAAGAUCAGUAUUGUGGUGGACAGCAUACGCAAAGCUUCUAUGUAAACCGCAACUACAGUAAUGGAUAUCUUGGGUGCUUCAAUGACGAGGCUGAUUCAAUGUUCAAUGUGAAAAACACUUCAUCGACAUCCAUGACUGUGGAAAUAUGUAAAGAAUUUUGUCAGAAGGAAGAUGUCCCAUUCUAUGGACUACUAGCAGGCAUUGAAUGUGUCUGUAGAAAUUCACCGCUGCCGAGCGUCAAUAAGUCAGACGAAGACUGUCGAAUCAAAUGUAGUGGGUACGAGAAGGAUUUUUGUGGAGGAGACGGGAUGAUUGGUUUUCAUAAGAAUUCUUAUUAUGAAAAGGGUUACCUAGGUUGUUUCCGAUCACGGUUCAACGGUAAAUCCUUACACGGCAAUGCAAUGACUGUGGAACUGUGUAGAACGUUUUGUGAAGAGCGGAAUGAUAAAUAUUAUGGAUUACAGCAAGGGAGGUGGUGCUAUUGUGGAGAUCGUACACCCGAAAAUAGAGAGCUAGAUGGGAGUUGUUCUUAUAAAUGCGGAGGAAACCAAGAUCAGUAUUGUGGUGGACAGCAUACGCAAAGCUUCUAUGUAAACCGCAACUACAGUAAUGGAUAUCUUGGGUGCUUCAAUGACGAGGCUGAUUCAAUGUUCAAUGUGAAAAACACUUCAUCGACAUCCAUGACUGUGGAAAAAUGUAAAGAAUUUUGUCAGAAGGAAGAUGUCCCAUUCUAUGGACUACUAGCAGGCAUUGAAUGUGUCUGUAGAAAUUCACCGCUGCCGAGCGUCAAUAAGUCAGACGAAGACUGUCGAAUCAAAUGUAGUGGGUACGAGAAGGAUUUUUGUGGAGGAGACGGGAUGAUUGGUUUUCAUAAGAAUUCUUAUUAUGAAAAGGGUUACCUAGGUUGUUUCCGAUCACGGUUCAACGGUAAAUCCUUACACGACAAUGCAAUGACUGUGGAACUGUGUAGAACGUUUUGUGAAGAGCGGAAUGAUAAAUAUUAUGGAUUACAGCAAGGGAGGUGGUGCUAUUGUGGAGAUCGUACACCCGAAAAUAGAGAGCUAGAUGGGAGUUGUUCUUAUAAAUGCGGAGGAAACCAAGAUCAGUAUUGUGGUGGACAGCAUACGCAAAGCUUCUAUGUAAACCGCAACUACAGUAAUGGAUAUCUUGGGUGCUUCAAUGACGAGGCUGAUUCAAUGUUCAAUGUGAAAAACACUUCAUCGACAUCCAUGACUGUGGAAAAAUGUAAAGAAUUUUGUCAGAAGGAAGAUGUCCCAUUCUAUGGACUACUAGCAGGCAUUGAAUGUGUCUGUAGAAAUUCACCGCUGCCGAGCGUCAAUAAGUCAGACGAAGACUGUCGAAUCAAAUGUAGUGGGUACGAGAAGGAUUUUUGUGGAGGAGACGGGAUGAUUGGUUUUCAUAAGAAUUCUUAUUAUGAAAAGGGUUACCUAGGUUGUUUCCGAUCACGGUUCAACGGUAAAUCCUUACACGACAAUGCAAUGACUGUGGAACUGUGUAGAACGUUUUGUGAAGAGCGGAAUGAUAAAUAUUAUGGAUUACAGGUUCUACAGAUCCAACCACAGGUCCACAUGUCACAGGUUCUACAGAUUCAACCAAAAGUAUUAUGUGUAUAA